This is a messenger RNA of Pedinophyceae sp. YPF-701, 1215 nucleotides long. The record is from the annotation of a GenBank genome assembly. Lineage: Eukaryota; Viridiplantae; Chlorophyta; Pedinophyceae.
AUGAUGAGGAGGAUUUUGUCAUCAGCACCAUGCGCCUUGGCAUUCCGGUGCCCGGUUAGACCAGCGUGCACGCUGUCCGGACGGUCAGCAGCCGCACUCAGCAGGCUCCCGGGCCGCCACGCGCGUGCGGAGCGCGAGUUUUCCCUCCGUUCCACCAGUGCCGACGAGCUGAUCAUCACCCAGCCCGACGACUGGCACCUGCACGUCCGGGACGGCCCGGGCCUGACCUCCGUGGUCCCCAUGACGGCCAGCACCUUCUCCCGGGCCAUCAUCAUGCCCAACCUGGUGCCUCCCGUCACGACAGUCGACAUGGCCCUCGACUACAAGAAGCGAAUCAUGGCAGCUGUCCCCGAGGGCAGCAAAUUCCAGCCUCUCAUGACGCUAUACCUCACCGAUAAGACGACGCCGGAGGACGUGUUCCGCGCCAAGGAAGGCGGCGUCGUCGCGUUCAAACUGUACCCUGCUGGCGCGACGACAAACUCCGACGCCGGCGUCACGGACAUCGCCGGGCGCGACGAGGUGUUCAAGGCAAUGAACGAGGCGGGGCUCGUGCUGUGCGUGCACGGCGAGGUCGUGGACCCCGUGAUCGACAUGUUCGACCGGGAGGGGGUGUUUAUCGACACAGUCCUAAAACCCCUCCUCGACCGCGUGCCCGACCUGCGCGUCGUCAUGGAGCACAUCACCACGAAGAACGCGGUCGACUUCGUUCGCUCAGCAGGUCCGAAGGUCGCCGCGUCGAUCACGCCGCAGCACAUGCUGCUCAACCGCAACGCACUGCUCGUGGGCGGCAUCCGGCCACACAACUAUUGCCUGCCCAUCCUGAAGCGCGAACUGCACCGCGAGGCCGUAGCCGGCGCUGCAACGUCCGGCGAGCCCUCGUUUUUCCUCGGCACGGACUCCGCACCGCACCCCAAGGGUGCGAAGGAGAGCGCGUGCGGGUGCGCGGGGAUCUUUUCGGCCCCGCACGCGCUCCCGCUGUACGCCAAGGCCUUUGAGGCAGCGGGGGUGUUGGACCGCCUGGAGGCCUUCGCGUCGCACCACGGCGCCGACUUCUACGGCAUGCCGCGCAACACGGGCCGGGUGAGGCUGGUCCGGAAGCCGUGGACGGUCCCCGCCGAGCACGAGUUCGGGGAUGCGACAGUUGUGCCAAUGAUGGCGGGGGAGGAGUUGGAGUGGGCAGUGGACGAGGUGACGUGGGGGACGUGGGGCGCGUGA